UACACGAGUUGGUAUGGCCCGUAUGGGCUACUUACGCCAUAUACUACUAACAAAACACGCUCCUCGUUAUAUGUGAUUGCUCAAAUUUCCGCCAGGAAGCCUCGCUCUUAGGGUGACCCAGCACCCUGAACGCAGUCACAAUCUGAAGCAUCCAAACAUCUGCCUCCAAAUAACACCUCCACACACUCGAGCAUACGACAAACGCACUGGUUUCGGCGCUUAUAGCUGCACAGGCUGCUGGCCAACCUAUUGGUCACCUAUACAUCCCUCAUAUAGGCUGCGACAUCCUGUCGGCGGGUACAUGUUCUAUUCUGCCCUCCACGCGUGCUCGGCGUAACACAUCAGAAGCUAUGUGAUAACUAUACAUCUUCCCAAUGACAUGGAACUUGCCGGUAUUAGGUCUGAUUCGUACUGGCCUCGUGCUUGCCUGGACCAGUAUAACACCCCACUCGCCCCACUUACUACCUUGUGUCCGAAUCGUUGUCUCUUGUCUUGCCUGUAGAGUUCUCAUCUCCGCGCUGCACUCACAGUAUCGCAAUCCAUUGAGUAGGUCGCAUCAUCCAUACACCCCACUUGCCACGUUGUGUCUGAUGCAGCUCUGUCUACCUGUAGAGUUCUCAUUACCUGUACGUAGCAUACAAAGUCGUGCAAUCCUUAACGGUCACAUCGGACGUACACAGAGAAGUUGCUACGUAGCCCUUCUCAGCACCAAGUUUCCCCCCUUUUGUUGGUGCUACAUGUAUUUUCUCCCAUUCACCUUGGCCGUUAUAGCCGCCCUUUCUGGAAGAUUUAAUCAACUGAAUGCAGAGGAAGAGGCAGAAAGAGCCAGACGCGUCGCAGAUGAAGAGGCGGAAAAAGCCAGGCGCGCUGAAAAGGAAGCAGCGGAAAACCAAAAAGCCAGACGUGCUGCAGAGGAAGAGGCGGAACAAGCCAGGCAUGCUGCAGAGGAAGCAGCUGACGACGCACGGAGGCGUCAAGAAGAAUGUGAACGAGCGGCAGCUGAGGAUGCAGAAGCUCUUCGCAGAGCAGAAGAAGCGAGGCUCGCCACUGAGCGUCAAUGGUUUGAAGGCGUUCGCCCCGAAUGCUGCCCUUCGGAGGAGGAUAUCGUUCAGAUGAAGACCAAGUAUUUUUACAGCCCAAACUUCCUCCACUUCGCGGUUGUUGGCUCAUCUGGAGUCGGGAAAUCAUCCUUCAUCAACGCCGUCCGUGGCCUGUCCAACAAUCAUCCCAUCGCCUCUCGUACGGGGAUCGUAGACUGCACCCCUCAGGUUACUAGAUACCCUGAUCCACGCCCAAACUCUCGGAUCAUUUGGUAUGACGUUCCCGGAGCAGGCACUCCAAAUGUCCCUGACUGGCACUACUUCAAUGCCUUGGGCCUCUACAUCUUCGACUGCAUCAUCGUGAUCAUCGAUAAUCGUGUCAUGGAAUCCGACCUCGCCAUCAUUCGUGCCUGCCGGCAGUUCAUCAACAUUGAAGUGUUCAUCGUUCGCUCCAAGUCAGAUCAGCACAUCAACAACAUGGCAUGUGACAGGAUGCCACCAGGGUUCGACCCUUGUGAUUCAGACAUCGACGACAAGACACGUUGUCAAUUUCUGCAAAUCAAAUCUGAAGAGCGGAUGAGGUUCAUCGACGAAACGCACCAGAAUGUGCAAAUGAACCUUGAGAACAAGAACCUUUUCCCUCAGAAGGUCUACAUCGUUUGCAAGGACGCCAUGCUUGCUAUAUGGAAUAACUCGCGUUCUCCAAAGGCAAUUGAUGAGGCAGAACUUCUGAAUGAUGUUAGAGAAUGUAUGGGUAGGAGUCUUGAGCCGGUAUCUUGA
Molecule: messenger RNA, 1820 nt
Organism: Suillus subaureus
Lineage: Eukaryota; Fungi; Basidiomycota; Agaricomycetes; Boletales; Suillaceae
Product: interferon-inducible GTPase-domain-containing protein
Exons: 3
Coding region: 375-1820 (481 amino acids)
Cellular component (GO): membrane
Molecular function (GO): GTP binding
Source: RefSeq, a predicted model, not a curated record